Molecule: messenger RNA, 6156 nt
Organism: Columba livia (rock pigeon)
Lineage: Eukaryota; Metazoa; Chordata; Aves; Columbiformes; Columbidae
Gene: PHRF1
Product: PHD and ring finger domains 1
Exons: 19
Coding region: 238-5319 (1693 amino acids)
Source: RefSeq, a predicted model, not a curated record
CCGGAAGUGUGCCGGCAGCACUGCCGGGGCAAGGGGGUUUCUGUCUAGGCAACCUGCUACGGGGCCCGGUUAUGUGAGCGCUCUGCCCUUCUCCUCACAAUAGAACGUCCUGAACUGGAAGGGACCCACAAAGACCAUCGAGUCCCCUGCUGGUGGUUGCAUGGAUGCGUUGCUGAUGCGUUGCAGAGGCGUUAGCUGUGUUAUUUCCUUUAGGGAGGAGAUUCCAAAUGUCCUGCCAUGGAUGAUGACAGCCAGGAUGAACUGAUCAACAAGAAUGCUGCUUUAAGCAAGGGCAGAAGACCAAGUUUCGUGCUCCUCAGUGAAACAGAAAGCAGUAGUUCAGAAGAUGAUACCGGAAGUGAAGACGAAGAUGAUGACACCGAGGAAGAGGGAGGUGAGGACGACAAUGGAGAAAGUGAAGAUGAAGACCUAGAUUUUGAAGAUGAUGAUGAAGAAGAGGAGGAAGAAACUGAGGCCACUGUGAAGGGAUUGGCUGAUUCUCAGAAAUUAGAGACACAUGUAAGGAGAGUGGGCGUUUCUUCUGAUGAGGAUGGUGAAACCUGCCCCAUUUGCCUCAACACGUUUACGGAUCAGCCUGUUGGAACUCCUGAGAACUGUUCCCAUUUCUUCUGCUUGGACUGCAUUGUGGAGUGGUCUAAGAAUGCAAAUUCCUGUCCAGUGGAUCGAAUCUGUUUUAACUACAUUAUCAUUCGGGCACAUUUUGGUGGUAAAAUCUUAGAAAAGAUUCCUGCUGAGAACACGAAUACUCAGAGUUAUGAUGAUGAUGAUGAUGAGGAUGAUCCAACCUUCUGUGAGGUGUGUGGCAGAAGUGACCGUGAGGAUCGCCUGCUGCUGUGUGAUGGCUGUGAUGCAGGGUAUCACAUGGAAUGCCUUAAUCCACCUCUGAGUGAAGUCCCUGUAGAUGAAUGGUUCUGUCCAGUCUGUGUCCCCAUGGAAAUCGGUGUGGCUGCAGAUACAGGUCAUGUCAGUGAAGAGGAGGUUGCUGCCCUUGUGGAGGAUGAUGAUGUUCCUACCACCAGUAGGCCACGCCCUCAAGUCCGAACCCGAGCUAUAGCCAGAACUCGGCAGAGCGAACGAGUUAGGGAAACAGUGAACAGAAACCGGAUAACAACAGCACAGCAAAUUCAGCACAUGCCAGGGCACCUCAUGCCCUCUCCUCUGGAUGAAACAAUUGAGGAAGUUGUAGCAGGCGUAAGCACAGCCGUCUACCAGCGUCCUGUUACACCACGAGCUCCUGCGAGGCAUAGAAGAAAAACAGGUAGGAGACGGAAAGUAGGAGGCAAAAAAAGAACUCAGUCAAGGUCUUCUGCUGGGAAGAAGAGUUCAGGGAUACAGCUGAAGAGACGCAAGCAUCUGAUAAGGAAGAGACGGGGAAAAAAGAUGAGAGUAAGACCACAUAUGAAAAAUGGGGCUACUACUCGCUCCCGUAUUGCAAAAACUCUUGGUCUUAGUAAACCUGUGCAUGGGGCCUCACUGCCUUCUGUGUACAAACCAACGGAGCCCUCUCUUGGUCUGAUGAGAGCAGAUAUUGGUGCACCUUCUCUGUCUGUGUUUGGAGAUCCAUAUGCAUUUGAUCCUUACGAAAGUAACGAAGAGGUUUCAACAAAUCCAGAUUCACCAGUGAGUGCCAAAAGAAGAGUUCUCUCCCAGUCAGCACUGAGGUCUCACCGUCCUGUAGCUAGACCCAUUUCUGUGGGAUUGCCCAGAAGCAGUGUACCUGCCUUGAGUCCUGAUCAAGAAGCAGAAGGUGCUCCUGUGCCUGAUCUGUUGGGAAGUAUCCUGUCUGGACAGAGCUUUCUCAUGAUGAGUAGUUCAGAUGUGGUCAUCAACAGAGAUGGUUCGCUGAUGGCAAAGGCAGCAGCUCCACCUUACAGAAAAUCAGCAUGUGACUCAAGAGUGGAUGAUGGUUCAGAACAUAACACCCAGCUGAGUACAGUGCACUCAGGGACCACAGCAAGCAGCUCCAUUGCUGGACCUUCAGUUUCCCCAGGGCUGAGUACUAGACCCUCCUCCUCAAGCAUGUUUUCAUCACCUUCACCCUCACUGAGCAGGAUUGAGCCUGCAGCAAACCCUGCACAGAGUACAUCAGAAGAGGCAUCUGUAAAAUCAGAAUAUUCAAUGACACCUAGAUCUGUUCAGACUCAGAAUAUAGCUGCUCUGAGCAGGCACAGCUCAAAUUUAGAUGAAAUGCCUAGAUUUAAUGGAAACUCUAAAAACUUUGCACCGACUGACUCGCCUUCAAAGCCCCUGAGCUGUAACUUGAAUUCUGGCUCAAAAGCUGUAACUGUGUGGCAGCCAUUACAACCACCUCCCAAGAGAAUUGACAUCUUUGAGCUUCCCAGGAUACCAAAGAUUAAAAAGGAAGCCAGCAGCAAGUGGGUGGAGCCAGAACCUGCAGGAAGCCAAAACUGUGAUAUCCCCAGCUCCUGUAUAACCCAGCUGACAGGCAAAGAGACCACUCCUCAGCUGGGAAGGGGUAGCAAGGUAGAAAGUCAGAAGUCAAAUGCCAAGGAAUCUCAGCAAUCUUCUGCCAGUACAAGUGUGUAUAGCAGUUCAUCGCUGCUGGGCACUUCGAGGAGCAAAGGCCCAAGCUCUUUUGAGAGUUUUAAAAUCAAUAUACCUGGAAAUGCGGGGCAUUCCAGCAGACUGUCUAACCCAGGAUUUUGUAACACCUUCCGCCCUGUGGAUGACAAAGCACAACAGAAAGAGAGUCCUUCACCUCUUCUCUUAGUUAAGAAAAAGCAAGUCAAAAGUGAAAUGUAUGAUCCCUUUGAGCCAACAGGAUCAGACUCGAGUUCAGCAAGCAGCAGUCCUGAAAGGCUUGGCUCAGGAAUCCAGUUAACUAAUAUUACCAGGACUAUUUCCAUUGAAAAUCCAAAAGUUCAGACGUUUCAAACUGUCCGUCGUUUCACCCCUUACAUGGUAGGAAAUGUAUUUGGAUCUGGAGCUGACUCUGAUGUACCAUCUAGUAACACAGAGUCUCAUGAUGACACAACAGUAGAAAGCAGGAUUGUUGAACAGAUCUCUGAUACAGAGGAACGAGACAAUAUGGAUGAGGAAGACUUUCUAAGCAGUCCUUGCACUUCAUCUGCUGUUAAGCAAGUUUCUAAUGCAGAGUGCUUAAAGGAGAAAAGCAGAGAGAGCCCUGACGUGUUCUUUAAUGCUGAAGAGUUGAUUAGACCUAAUAUUAAUGUGAAACUAGAACCAGAUGGUCCCUCAAAGAAUUAUGGGCAGCAGAACAUCCAAAAGGUAGAAGAAACAGAGAGGCAGUCAUGUUCCAGAUCCUCUUCAAACUCCAGCUCCCAAAGCAAGAAGAUGAAAAGGAAGAAGGCAUUUGUCAAACGGCACAAGAGAUCCCAAUCAGGGUCUAGGGAUAGAGGACGCUCAAGGGACCGAAGCUCCAGAUCUACAUCUUGGUCAGGUGGAGAAGAGCAUAGCAAAACACACACAUUGAAACCCAAACGCAGGAGGUCUUCUACUGACCGUUCUAGCAGUAAUGAACGAUCUAAAAAAAAGAAAAUGAAGGAUAAAACCAAGGAUAAAAAGGCAAAAACUUCUUGGCGUAGGGAGAGAAGGAAAUCUAGGUCACGUUCAGGUAGUCCUGGAAGUACUUCCGAGUCUUAUGAAAACAGGAAAAGGAAGAAACAGUCUCCAUUGAGAUCAAGAUGGAGGGAACGUUCCCGAUCAAGUAGCAUUGAGAGAACUAAAAGGCAGAAACACAGGAGAGACAAAAGCUAUGAGAAGUAUGAUAAAGAUAGUAGCAUACGGUCAAGGGAGAGAAAAAGAUCAAGAUCCAGGUCUCGGGGGAGGAGAAGGUGGAGGUCUCGGUCUCGGUCUGCAUCUGGGUCCCAGGAACGCAAAAGCAGCAAAUCAAAGGAAAAAAGACCACGAUCGAGAUCACAUUCCAAAGAAAGAAAAUACAGAUCAAGAGAGACCUCACUUCCUCCUCCAUCAGAAAAGAAUCAAAAACCUUCAGCUGAACAUGUGUCUGGGUGUCUGGAGCAACCCCAUUCCUUUAACCAAGAGCCAAAGGAGGAGCUAGUACUGGAAGAGCAUUCCAUAGUCAUCCAACCAAAUGUCAAACUUGAGGAAAUACAGGCUGAGACCCCAGCUCAAAUGGGAGAGGCCCAAGAAACAAUAAAAGUAGAGCCCAUCUGUCAGGAAGUGACCAGUGAAACUGCAUUCCCUGUGCCAGAGAUCACAAACACUUGUGUUCCAGUUGGCAAUGUGGAUUCUUUUGCUGAAACGGAAUUAAUGAAUAAUAGUGAUCCAGCAGCACUUGGUAGCUGUAGCAAUACAAACCUUGAGAUUACAGUUAAAAUAGAAAAUUCUGCAUUAUGUCCAUCUCUGAUGGAACAACCUUCAAAGGAAGAAGUUAUCAUGUACGCUCCGACUGAGGCUGCACCAAUUCAGUGCUCGUCCAAAAGCGAAAUAACAGAUUGUGUGAAGGAAGUUAAACAAGAGUGCCUUGUGCCAAAUGAGGAAACGAGUAAUUUCAGUAAGCCUGAACUGGAGGUGGUACCUCAGGGUCCUGCAUUGAAAUCAAAAGCACCAGUGAAAAGAGUUACCUGGAAUCUUCAAGAGGAAGAAAGCGGCAUGUUGUCUUCUGCAAAAGUUCCAAGGAUGCCAUUUUACAAACCUCAGCAAGCAAAAGACGGGGACUGGAAAGCAGAGGACUCGAACCAAACAUUAAAUCAGGUGCAGUUAAAUGAGCCUCCUCCAACCAAUUAUAUGAUUCCUGAGCCUAUGUUUCCUGAUCUAGAUUCCUCUCAGGUGUACUGUCCAAAUGUAUCUAUGAGGUCAAUUCUGCCCUCAAGACUUACCACCUUGACGCCUCUCAGCCUUUCCACGAUUCAGUUUAUCAUGCAGAGUAGACUUCCAGCACUUAGCUGCAUGGCAGGACAGAGCCUGACUCCAGAGCCGGGUACCCUGGCCACUGCAUCUGAACCAGGAAUCCAAACUGCUUCUGUUGGCAACACAGAAGAAAAGAUCAAAGCACCCAAACCUCCAGCGGAUAAAAUGAAAAAUGAAGAAUACAUGAAGAAGCUUCACAUGCAGGAAAGGGCUGUGGAAGAAGUGAAACUUGCUAUUAAGCCUUUUUACCAGAAGAGGGAGAUUACAAAGGAAGAGUACAAGAACAUUGUUCGAAAAGCAGUGCAAAAGAUUUGCCAUAGCAAAAGUGGAGAGAUCAACCCUAUGAAGGUAGCUAAUCUGGUGAAGGCAUACGUGGAAAAAUACAAACAUAUGAGGAAACAUAAGAAAUCUGAUGGUGACGAUACACGUGAAGUAGAAAACUGAAAGCAAGCCACAACCUGCAUGACUUGGACUGGACUUAUUUUGGCUAUGAACACUAUGUCAGAGGGAAUAAUAGAUCUGCAGUUGCAUCUCAUCGAAAAUGAAGUGCAGAGAAGCAAGAGUAUAAUGGGACGUAUUUCGGAACCUUCUUUUGAAUUUUUACCAUAUGGGAAUGAACUUGAGCUUUUUUGGAUUACCUACAGAUGUAGAACUAAAUAACAAUCAAAUGCCUCAGACCAGCAGAGUAAUUUGAGGGGAAAUGUUGUAGAGAUUACUAUUUGGGACUCCCAGGUUGCUACAGUUUUCAGGGUUACUUUGAUCACAUUUUUGGGCUGUGCACCUGUGUUGUUGAAAGUUUGAAACUGGACACCACUUUUCAUAUGCAGUCUGUUGAGAGCUGUAUAUUGUUUCCUUUGUGUUUAUUUAUCGAAAUAUAGAUUGUCUUUAGAAACUUCUGAUUUAAUACUUGAAACAUUGUAUUUUUAGCCCAUUUGAUGGUGAGCGAAGCUUUACUCACUCUGUCAUUUGGGGAUUGCAGAAAUGAGCUAACCUUUAUAAAUUGACUUCAGAAACACUGCUCAAGCUGUGGUGUUUAUUUGCAUUCUGUUGGAAGUAUCUUGUUAGUGAAAAGUUUAAUUUUGGGGUGGGAGACUCUGUUGCACUUCUGUAAAUAAUGCACUGAUGGCUGGUUUUGUCUGCCUUUCAGGCAAAAAAAAAACACCCAAAAAGCAAGCAUUGUGAAUUCCCAGUAACAAGCUGGGGAUAUACGGUUGAACUGAUGUACAAAGCAGAAAUGUGACAGAAUUUAUAAAGUUAUUUUGAAUGGUUUUAAUCCUAAAA